GACAUGGGUACCAAAGACGAAACCCCCGAAAUAGCGGAGAAAUCCUCAGCAGCCUCGUGGACCGGCCCGACAGCCACCAGAUUCGAGACGAAACAACAUAGCGAGUACUUUGAUCCCUGCCAGGACGCGGCGCAGAGGAGUAUACGGUGCUUGCAUCGGAAUGGGGGAGAUCGAGAGAUGUGCACGGAUUUCUUCCAGGCGUAUCGAGAUUGCAAGGAGCAAUGGACGAACGCACGCAAAGAAGCCCGGAGAAAGAGUAGCUGGUGGGGCUGAUUGAAGCCGAAGAAAGAGGCUGUCUUCCAGCAUAUGCGCCAUCUGCAUCAAAUGGGACGUUUUGGAGUUUUAUACCAUCCGUUGUACAGUAUUGGGUCUUGCUUCAGACGGGAGGACUAUGGAUCCGGCUGGACACUGUGGAGAUUUGAUGGCGGAGGCGGGCGGCCGAGCGUUUGGGGCUGGGGUUCCUGUGGAGCAUGGCAGACAAGCUUCAGGUCACGUCUCCUGCGACCUGUUUGAAGGUUAUGGACUGCACCAUUUCGCUCGAACCGUCAAAAGAGGAAGUUCGCUAUAUCCAGUAACUUCAAAUCCGUACAUGGGGUUCCCCGAGGACUCUAUAUGCAGUACCUUCCACCCAACCCAAAUUUGUACACAUAGAUAUGAUAUAAUACAAUGUCGCCCA
Molecule: messenger RNA, 676 nt
Organism: Westerdykella ornata
Lineage: Eukaryota; Fungi; Ascomycota; Dothideomycetes; Pleosporales; Sporormiaceae
Product: cytochrome c oxidase-assembly factor COX23, mitochondrial
Exons: 4
Coding region: 4-273 (89 amino acids)
Source: RefSeq, a predicted model, not a curated record